Molecule: messenger RNA, 1598 nt
Organism: Dunckerocampus dactyliophorus (ringed pipefish)
Lineage: Eukaryota; Metazoa; Chordata; Actinopteri; Syngnathiformes; Syngnathidae
Gene: rbks
Product: ribokinase
Exons: 11
Coding region: 530-1288 (252 amino acids)
Biological process (GO): D-ribose metabolic process
Molecular function (GO): ribokinase activity
Source: RefSeq, a predicted model, not a curated record
UGGCAGGUUUCGUUCUGAUAUGUAUAUAUAACUGUCAUCAUUUGGUUAACACACUAUGAGUAUAUUUUGAAGUAUUUUAUUCAUCCGUUAAUAUUUAGCAGCGUGUCUGAUACUGAAAAUGGCCAGGCAUUAGCGACAUCAUCGGGCAGUUGUACAGAACUUUGACCUACAGUCUACGAAUGUACUUCGCACCGCACCAUCAUUUUGAAAACACUAAAGAUCAUGACGGAAGACGCUUUUGAUGUGAUAGUCGUUGGCUCCUGUAUGACUGAUUUGGUGAGCUGUUCCCCCUGCAACCUGUGUUUUAAAUGGAUGCUUUGGAAAAGAUUAAACAUGAAAACUGAGGUUCCACUGUAAUAGCUCUGGUGUUUGACAAAUAAAGCCGGGUUGGAGAUCUACAGAUUAAAGCCAGGCACCAAGGCUACCGAAGGAAGGCGAAACCAUCCACGGGCACAAUUUCUUCACUGGCUUUGGAGGAAAAGGGGCCAACCAAUGCAUACAAGCUGCAAGACUCGGGGCUAAAACCGCAAUGGUUGCCAAGGUUGGUAAAGACUUCUUUGGAGACAAUUAUAUUCAGAAUUUCAAGGACAAUGGCGUGCACACAGACUUUGUUGGACAGACCACUGAUGCAGCCACAGGAGUUGCCUCCAUUAUCGUCAACAAUGCAGGUGAGAAUGCCAUUGUGAUCGUGGCUGGUACCAAUAUGCUGCUUAGCAGGAAGGAGCUGCAGGAGGCUCGUCCAGCCAUCAGUUGUGCAAAAGUACUUGUUUGCCAACUUGAGAUCUCCCCCCAAACAUCUUUGCAGGCGUUGCGCAUGGCUCAAGAGAACAAAGUUAAGACAAUAUUCAACCCAGCGCCAGCUAUCCCUGACUUGGAUCCUGAGUUCUACCGAGCCUCUGAUGUGUUUUGCUGCAAUGAGUCUGAGGCUGAGUUGAUGACAGGCUCAUCGGUAAAUACCGUGGAGGAGGCGUGUAGGGCUGGCCAGGAGCUGCUGAGGCGAGGAUGCGGCACAGUCAUUAUCACCUUGGGAGCCCAGGGAUGCGUGGUGCUCGACGCACAGGAUUCGUCCUGUAAGCAUGUUCCAGCAACGGCAGUCACGGCAGUGGACACCACAGGUGCAGGAGACAGCUUCAUUGGAGCGCUGGCAUUUUACAUGGCUCAUUAUCCCACCAUGCAACUGGAGGAGGCGGCCCGGAGAGCAGGUCAAGUGGCAGGAGUGAGCGUGCAGGCCAUGGGCACGCAGACGUCUUUUCCACAUAAAAAGGAUUUAGCAGCUGAGCUCUUCUGAGAGCUGCAAUAGAAAUAUGAAUCUAACUUGACAUAAUCUCGCCUGUUUAAUUCAAUGCGCUGCUUUUGAGCCCUCUCACCAUUUAUUGAAGGACCAUUGAUGUAUAUAGAGCAUACAGAACAACUUAAAUACACAAUGUGGUGCCAGAUGAAGUAAUGCACACGAAUGUGUAAUGGUGACAUGAACAGGCACAAAACUCUCUUUAUGUCAUUUAUUAUGUUUUUUUUAAUGACUCUAAAAGAAGUUAUCCAGUAUAGAAAAAGACAUGACUGUGGAGGCUCGCCAAAUUAAUAAAUAUUUUAUACCAACA